This is a messenger RNA of Tachyglossus aculeatus (Australian echidna), 5545 nucleotides long. It is a transcript of the gene SUSD6, whose product is annotated as sushi domain containing 6. Lineage: Eukaryota; Metazoa; Chordata; Mammalia; Monotremata; Tachyglossidae. The coding region runs from base 149 to 1366 and encodes 405 amino acids. The record is from RefSeq and is a predicted model, not a curated record. The transcript is spliced from 8 exons.
GCCCGCCGCCGCCGCCACCGCCACCACCACCACCCGGAUCCGGAUCCGGACCCGCAGGACGCGGCGACAACCGGUGAAUCCUCUAGUCAACUAGUUUUGGGCUUUGGGGUUUUUUUUAUUUUUUUUUUUUAACGUGGACGGAUAAAAGAUGUGCCAUGGAAGGAUAACACCAAAGAACAACUCAGACUCUCGGUUUGCCUCACUGGGUCAUGGAUUCUUUCUUAUGCUCAUGACCUUAAGCACUUUGUUCCCCGAGGGACUGACCUCAGCUGCUAGGGAGCAUCACCUGGGGAGAAACAAAGCCCUCCACCCUGGAAGAGGAGAGAUAAAGGGAUUGACAUCACAGAAAGUGUGCCCCCAGCCACCAGCACCGGAGAAUGGUGGCUUCUCGUGCCACCCAUCCCCCUGCCAGUACCCCCUGACGUCGGACAGCAUCAUCGAAUACCUGUGUGAUGAGGGCUACACUCUGAAGGGGGAUGACAAAUACCUGACCUGUAAGAAUGGGGAAUGGGACCCGCCCACGGAGAUCAGCUGCCUUCCUAGCCAAGUGUGUCCCAAGCCACCAGCACCGGAAAAUGGGGGCUACGUAUGCCACCCCACGCCCUGCCAGUACCCCCUGACAUCGGGCAGCGUCAUCGAGUACCUGUGUGAUGAAGGCUACAUGCUGAAGGGGGAUUACAAAUACCUGACCUGUAAGAACGGGGAAUGGGACCCUCCCAUGGAGAUCAGCUGUCGGCUUAGCCCAGACACGAAAUCUCACCCGACGAUUGGCGUGCCCACCUUGUCUAUCGUGGCCUCCACAGCCAGCUCAGUGGCACUCAUCCUCCUCUUAGUUGUGCUCUUUGUUUUGCUGCAGCCGAAACUGAAGUCCUUCCACCACAGCAGACGUGACCAAGGGGUGUCCGGGAACCAAGUGUCCAUCAUGGUGGAUGGGGUCCAGGUCUCCUUGCCCUCGUAUGAGGAAGCAGUCUACGGCCACACUGGGAACCAAGGCCCCCCGACAGACUCCCGCAUCCAGAUCGUGCUGUCCGAAGGGGCUGGGCCGAGUGGCGUGAGGGAGAUGCUGCAGCAGCAGGCCCCGGACCGGGACCGCGACCGCGACCGGGGUGCCCCCGGCUCCUGUCCAGCUGGGGGAGAGGCCGAGGCCCUGGGCCAGCCGGGGUCAUCAGGCGAGGCGCAUGGCGCCCAGCGCUCAGAGACUGCUAUCGUGCACCAGGCCUGCGCCUCAGCCUCUGCCUCUGCCGCAUCCUCCUGGAUGGCGGCCCGCAAAGAUGCAUCAGACUCCGAAAACAGUGACAUCCAAAGUCUUUUGUCCCUCACUUCGGAGGAAUACACAGAUGAUAUUCCAUUGUUGAAAGAAGCAUGAGGUCUUCUGUGGGCUCCACCCGGCCUCCUUCCUCUUUGCUGCGUCCUUUCCUUCCCCCUACCCCCUACUCCUUUUGGGUUUCAAGCACUCAGUGCUGCCUCUGCCCCCAGCCCUGGGACCCCAGUGGCCUGCCCCGCGGAGGACAUCUUCGAGGAGAAGAAUCCCAGCUGGAAAUCCGCAGGGCGGAUCGAUGAUCGACCAGAGCUGCCUCCGGCCCCUCCUGCCUGCCCACGUCUGGGCUGUGCUUUCUCCCUCUGUCCUCCACCCUCCCCUCUCUACUCUCCCAUGCCCCCCCGGACAGCCGUUAGCUGGUGGCUCCCACAGACCCAGUUGGGCCUGAAAGCCGCUGCGAUCAUGUGUGCCUUCCCCCCCCCCCGCCCCCCCCGCUCCCGCCUCACACCAGCUUUGCUGCUUCCCACAGGCCUUACCGGCUGCCCUCGGCCGCUGCUCCCCGUCUCCUUUCCCUCCCCAGGUGAGAACAGAAGUCAGGGGAAGCCCCCCCUUAGCCUUCCUUGUGCGGGACUGCAGAUCCCUCCAGCCCCUGGAGGCCAUCUUAGAGAGAGGGCAUGGAGAAACUCCCAGACUCCUGUUGGCCCCAGGACCUGGAAAGGAGGUACGGGAGACCAUAUGAUUGAAGCCAGCGUGGGGGUCGGGGUCAGGAUGGGUUAUCUUUCUUUCUUUAAUAUGCAAUGCCCCCCUUCCUGCUCCUAGCUUCCCCCAACUUUUGGCCCUGCAGUGUGGGGGUUGUCUUGAAUUGCCCUAAGCGACUCCCAAUACUUAGCAGCAGACCACUGGGAGGUGGCCUGUCCCUGGGAAUAACACUCCUCCCCUUCUCCCCGUGUUCUACAACUGGGGGAGAUUUCCCAGAGUGUGGCACCUAUUUGCUCUCCACUUGCUGCAAGAGUGGCCUCCCCCUGGGCCAGUGGUUUUCCUGGUCUCUCCAGCUCAGAAUGGGGUAGGGGAGGCCCCCUGGUACUGCUGUGUUGGGGGGCUCUGAGCUCACCUUCUAUCUUCAGCCCUAACCUUUCCCUCCCCUCUCCCCACCACCCUGCUCCCUUCCUCCUCUUCCUCCUCAGGUGUCUCAGCUGGCCCCCUCGUCUUCCUGGCUUAUGCGGGGAUGGCAGUAUGGUGGGGGGGGAGGGCGGUGCUCAGGGUCUCUCCUUCCCACUCACCUGGCUCUGCUUGCCCAGAGCCGGCGGGUGAAUGUGACUUGAGCAGUGUUGCCGUAGGGGCCGGGCAGUGCGGGACCUCCAGAGAGCCCGAGGUGGUUCAGGAUCAGGAGGGAAGCAUUGGCGCACUCAGGGUCAGAUUGCCCUCGGGUCCUGUAGCGCGCGGCGAGUCCCUGUGAGCUUCCCGCCCAGGGAGCGCCCGGUCCCAGCAGACCAGGGUGUUGGGAGGUGGGUUGGGUGCCAAGGCUGUGGAGAAACACCUGUGGCACAAUUGAGGCGGAAGGAGCGUCAUAGUGAUCACCAAUUGUGUGGAUGGUGGAAGUUGUCUCUCCAGGCUUUGGGGACCGGCAGCUUGGAGGGUUGUACCAGCUGCCUUAGGUGUGUGAUGGGGGGAAGAAUGGGGGUGGGGAGACUCAGUAGAGAUCAGCUGGAAGUAGAAGCUUCCCUCAGUCAGCAGCACCCCUUUCCCACCCCCAACCCCCAUGCACUUUACCGCAUUCUGUACGUUCCGAGUCCCUGCAGUAGGGAGCCGUUUAUCUUAAACUCGGGGUAGGUAUCUUCUGACCCUUGUAACCUCCGUCUUCCCACUCGCCACCCCCAAGAUCAGCCGGGUGGGAAGGAAGAGGCCGAGGAGCCGCGGGCCAGAGGUAGAAAAGAGAGUCUCAGAGUUAGGAGGCCAUCUAGUCCUCCUGCUCCAGGCCUUCCCUUCCUUCCCACCCUGAGCAGGGCACAAGCUGGCUUUGGGCUGGGACCCAAGGCUGGCCUGAGAUCGCAAGGGAGCAGAAAUUUUACAAAACCAUCCUAGCUGGCGAAGUCAGAAGGCAUUCCCAGCCCCCAAGGCCAGUCUGCUCCUCCUCACUGCCUCCCCACCCCAACCUUUGAGCUGCUUACAGUGCUCUGCACAUAGUAAGCGCUCAAUAAAUACGAUUGAUUGAUUGAUGUGGGAUGGGGAGGUGCUGCCACUCACGUCUCCGUGGUGGAUCCUGCCCUGCCUGCCCAACCCUCUCUAAGGCACCUGGCCGCUCUUCCCCUUGGCUGUGUUCCUGCUCUCCUGGACUCCCAUGCCUUCUGGUGGGCUGCUGGACCAGGAGGGAAUACGAUCGUCUGGGGUGAGAAAGUCCUCUCCUUGCCCCCCCGCAACCACCCCGAGCCCCACAGGGAGGGGAACGCAGGGAAGGCCACGGACAAAGCCCAUUUGAACUCCGCCGCUGCUGGCUGCCAAUGCCGCCUCAGCCGGUAACUCGCCGGUCUUCCCAGCCCAAGCCCCCUACGUCCUGCAGCCACUCCACUCAGUGCAAGUUUCAGAAAGGCUGUCGACCUGGAGUCAGAAAAGAAAUUGAGCUUCUUCCGGGGGUGGAGGUGGGGGAUGUGGCUUGUGGGCUCAGGAAGGGGUCCUCUUGCCUGGGAAAGAGCAUUUGGUGAAUUGGAGGUGAAAGAGAGCUAUUGAUGACGCCAGAGGGCAGCACGGUAGGUGGGUCUGGGGGACGCAGGGAUUCUCAGUUCACGGCCUCCAAGGACUGGCCAGUUUUCAUUUUGCACAGCACAGGGACGCCAUAGGCUCACAUCCCCUGCCUUUCACGGUCACGUCGGAGUGGCCGCGCGCGAACUCAGAAGUCCCCUCAUUUUUACCGCCCUCCUGCCCUCUUAGAGUUGGAUGACUCCUGACUGCCUUCUACUAUUUCUGCAAGAGGUUCACUUUGUGCGAUUUUUUUUCCCUAUCUCUGUGGCCUGGGAAAUUGACCCAGCCCCUCUGGACCAUGACACCAGGCCUUGUUCUUCAAUUCCCAUCCAAGGCUCCUCUGGUUGCAUUGUGUUUGCUUCCUACAGCAUUUCAGUGCACAUUUUGUAAACCCUGUGCUUAAAAAAAAGAAUAGAAAAGAAAAAAUCGUACACUUCCACCCACCUGUAAAAACCCAGCCCUGUUUUUUCUUCUUUGUCCUUCUCCUCUGCUCUUUCUCCCAUCUGGCCUCUUCCCCCCCCACUCCCUCUCCCCCAGGCUGUGGAGAUGGAGGGAAGAUAAAGAAGGACAAGGGAAGGGUGGAAUAUGCCUGCUUUCACUCCCAGGGGCGUUGCGGUUGCGGGGCGGCACAAAGGCGUCAACCUGCCCCCACUCCGCAGCUGAGCAUGCAGUCCCCUGCGCCCGAUCCAACCCACGGAAGCCCCCGGCCUCUUUCUCCCAAUUGGGGGUGGAGGGUAAAGGGAACGGGACAUCUUGACGUGUCUCAGGGGUGGUGUUGGGAGCAGGAAAGGGGGAUCCUGAAAGGGCAGUGUGGAAGAAAGGCCAGAUGAGAGAUGACCCACAGGCCCCAUGCUGCCAAUAAGGAGUGAGGAGGGCAGGGCCGGACCGGCUUUGGGUUCCGUCGGGCUUCACUUGGAACAGAUGCUUUGGGAGAGUGGCACGGUAGCUUCCCUAAGGGGCCGGGGCGACGGUCCUGCUUCCUCAAGAAGUCCCUCGCGCUUCAGUUUUCAAUCGAUGAUCCAAUCUGCCCUAAAGAAAACCUCAAACAGACCCCCAGCGGGCAAAAGCCUGUGGCCACUGAGGCAGCUUCUGUAGGGGGACGGGGCGGGGGACAGGCAAAUUGCCACCGCCACCUGCACCCUGCCACUGCGGCCAUGGAGGACCACCCACCCGACUCCUCAGGCACUGACCCUGCAGCCCUGGGAGGGGCCCGCCCCCAAGCAGGAGAGCCUGGUGGCCUUCCACGCUUCCUUCCCAUUUUUCAGUCAGCGUCGCAUCACUGUGGAACCUUGUGCAUAAAUGGUACUGAGAUGUAAGUGGGAUUCACAGCAACAACGGAGGCAGAACGGAUCGGCCGUGCAGGGCGUCACUCCGUCAGUUUCAUUUUGCUUUAUUUUAUAUAUAUAUAUUUUUUUGGUAUCCUGUACAUUGCAGUGGGUGUGAAGAUAGUAUUUUAAUAUUUGUACAAAGUUUAAUUUAAUUUUAAUUGUUCUAUGUAUAUAGCUGCAUUUCUAAAUAAUAAAAAAAGGAAAAGUUUCUUUUGAAGUGACA